UCAUUAUAGGUACGUAAUACCUAUACACCGUACUAUCAUUUAGAAAGUAGAGGAUAUAGAAAGAGUUUUCCGCUUAUAAGAAGAUAGUGAUACAGUGUUGACAAAUUUAGUGUUGACAAAAAGAUUAAUCAUACACAAGGAGCUAAAGUGAACGUACACGGAAUGGAACUUUAUAAAGACUAUCCAAGACUAUGCACGAUCUGGUGCUUUAUUGAAAUUUUAUUCUACGCAGGUCAACUCUUCGGUUGGUCUUCUCUUCUAUAUGUGCUAAAACAGGAAGGAUUUUACAAUGAACUAUGUAUUUAUACAUCUACAGAAAAUAUAACGAUUGACAAGGCAGACAUUAUACACAGUUUGUAUACAAAUAAUAGUCUUGUAAAACAAUCUACACCAGAAAAGGACGUAACUGCUGCAGCUAAUGCAAUAGAUGUUAUUCUGGAACAUGGAAACAACACUGUACAAAAUUACUACAAUUAUACAAUUGAAAAUGCCGACAACAAUGUGCCUUAUAUUCAAUGGCAGGAAUAUACACCGGACAAUGUUGGAAACAUUGGAUGUACUGAGCAAGACGCCAGACUGAACCUUUGGUUCUCUACAGCAAUAUGUGUCUCCUAUGUGAUGUGUUCCAUCAUGGGGCCAAUUCUUCAGAAGAUUGGUAUGCGUAAUUUCAGGCUCGUAUUUCUGCUGACAUAUAUCAUAGGAGCCUUAUGCCUCGGAUUUGCUACUCCCGAGAUACCAUGGUUAGUUUGCCCAGGACUUUGUUGCAUCGGGGUGGCGGGAAUGGCGUUGUACUCAACCAAUAUACAUGUUUCUUUCUUAUUCCCUGCUGUACAGUCAACAAUCACGGCAGUGUUUGUUGGACUUUAUGACGCCUCAACCGUUGUGACUUAUUUAAUGAAGGUUGCAUUUGAUGGUGGAAUACCCAGAAAGUACUACUACAUUGGCCUGUCAGUUGUCCAUCUGGUCCUUAUUGGCACGAGUACGUUCCUGUUCCUGCCCUGCAUCAGGAUCAAGCCCAGACACUCAAACACACGCACUGGAAAACCUGAAAAGAUACUGAGAGAUGAACAGGAAGAAAAGCAAAAAUUUAUACAGAACCAAAAUAAAGGUAAUUCUAUAGAUUUUGAAAACACAGUAGAGAAAUUCUUAUAA
Messenger RNA from Mercenaria mercenaria, 1152 nucleotides. Its product is annotated as large neutral amino acids transporter small subunit 4-like. The transcript is spliced from 6 exons. Lineage: Eukaryota; Metazoa; Mollusca; Bivalvia; Venerida; Veneridae. The record is from RefSeq and is a predicted model, not a curated record. Bases 163 to 1152 code for a protein of 329 amino acids.